AUGUUCGUGGUUUACCUGAUCCGUUCAAUCACAACAUCAACAAACUCAACCUGCAGCAGCGGAACAGAACAAAGCAGCUGGUGCAAAGAUAUGAAGACUUUUCAGACGCGUGGCCAUGAAAACACAAGACUCACCAACAAGAUCCACGGAAGAAGCGCGGGAGAUCCAGGGUCCAGGGUCGGCGGCUGCAUGUGUGUGAUGUCCUCACACCUGGCUCCGGAUGUGAGCGGUUUGAUCCCUCUGCUGUGGAGGAGCGUUUACGCGCCGCUGGCGCCAAUGGCCGUACGGCUCCGUGCGUCUCCACGUUGUUGA
Knipowitschia caucasica is the source of this 312-nucleotide messenger RNA. The record is from the annotation of a GenBank genome assembly. Lineage: Eukaryota; Metazoa; Chordata; Actinopteri; Gobiiformes; Gobiidae.